AUGUGGAAGACGCUCAUCUCCUCCAGAUGGACUAAGGAGCCGGUGCUGCACAUCCUCUUCCGUGUGCUGGAAUACUGGCCAGCGCACAGGAGACGCACCUCUGAUGGGGAUGAGAGGGAUGUCUUUGCCCUGGCUGCAACUGUGGCACUCUGGGAGAUCCUCCAGCUGUCCCACUCCUGGUGCCCAGGGGGAGUGAAGGACAAUUUCCCACGCCUCCUUCUGACUCUGCUCUUCCAAGUUUUCAUCAGCACAGAGGAGAUGUCAGAGGAGGUCGAGACCUUCUGGAGGCGAUGCCGGGAGCAGCGCAGCCUUCCCCCCAACCCCAACAGGUUUGCAGUGCAGACUGUUAAAGCCCUGCUGCGCCAGCUGCUGGGUGAGGACGUGUUGAUGGCGAUCGGUCGCAAGUGUGGCUGGGACAUGCUCCUCAAGGCUGACAGCCACCACUAUGCAGUGGGUCUGCUGGCCAGGGAGCUGUGCCGUGUCUCCCGCUCCUUCUGCUGCAGCAUCGCCGUCAGCCUGCUCCCGCGGCUCAGCAGGGGAGAGCCCCUGUGGGAACUGCCUGCCCUGGCGUUCCUGGUGGAGGUCCUGCACUGCCUGAACCCCAGACAAUGUGGGCCCAGCGUCCUGCAGAUUAUUUCCAGGCACCUGCGCAGUCAGUGCCCGGAGAGGCGUCGCCUGGCGCUCCGAGGCCUGGUGGUGCUCAGCAAGGCUCCCUCAAUGGCUAAGAGCAUGCGGAGCCUGAGUGAAAGCCUCCUGGAGCUACUGCAGGAUGCAGACGCAGACACGGUUCAGAUGACCCUCUCCGCGUUCAUCAACGUGCUGCACUUCCAAAUUGUCAAAAUAUCCACCCCUACUGCCCUGAAGUUGCUUGAGGCGCUGCGGCCACUCUUUGACAACGAGCACAGCCAGCUGCAGCAGCUCUCCAUGCUCCUCUUCUGGGAGCUGAUGGAGGCGACAGAGAGGAGCAAGAGCCUAAAGCCACACGUGUACCUGAGUCUGGUGCCAUUCUACUUCAACUGGCACAAUGAGAACCGGCGUGUGGCAGAGGCCUCUUGGAGAGCACUGUUUGGUGCAGCCAGGUUCCUGAAGUGGAGAGAUCUUGAGGACUUGGUGACCAUGGAGCAGCCGUGGAGGUUUCCCGAGUGCCUGCUGGAAAAGGACAGGAGCCGAGUGGGCCAGUACGUGCGCCAGGCCCUGCCGUUCCUGGAGAGCCCAGAGAAGCCCCUGCGAAAGCUGGCCAUCAAGUUUCUGGGGAUUGCCGCCAGGUCCAUGAAGCAGGAGCAGCCAGAGCUGCAGCUCAUCUGCCAGGCCCUUCAAGACAUGACUGAUGACAGCCCUGCCGUCUCAAACCUGGCCCAGGAAACGCUCCACAUCAUCAGAGCUGUACGGAGAACUUCAUUCUUCCAUUUCUGGUAGUCUCCGUUGCUGCCUCUUCCAGCCCAUAGAGGUGUGACAGAUGACAUCAGACUCGCCAUGGCAGGCCUGGCAAUUCAACACUGCUACGUGCCAAGAGCUGUACAGAUGGCUCCCUACUGCAGAUUCCAGCAGCUCCAAGACUGGCUGUGCAGGGCGUGGAAGACCCGGCCUUUUCCGCAGGGCAGUGUCUGCCUGUGCUGCUGCAGCCCUGUGGAGAACUGAUGCAGGAAGCUCCAUCUCCUGGGGCCACCUGAGCCUGUGGGGAAGAUGCCUCUUCC
This is a messenger RNA of Pipra filicauda (Wire-tailed manakin), 1694 nucleotides long. RefSeq names its product maestro heat-like repeat-containing protein family member 7. The coding region runs from base 1 to 1416 and encodes 471 amino acids. Gene Ontology annotation, cellular component: cytoplasm. NCBI's taxonomy places the organism in Eukaryota, Metazoa, Chordata, Aves, Passeriformes, Pipridae. The record is from RefSeq and is a predicted model, not a curated record. The transcript has 11 exons.